GGAAUAUUCAUGAAAUCACGUAUAGACGUAUAGAGCUCCGCCACACAGAGUGCGAAUAGAUCUAUCUUAUCAACAAAUAUUUAUUGUAAACUCGUUUUAUAUUUCUUAAUUCAUAUAUGUAAUAGUGUGUUCAAUAAAACAUUAUAUUUAAUCAAGAAAAAAGACGUAAUUAAGAACCAAUAUCGGCGUUGCAUAUAACCACAAAAUAAUUAUUCGAGUUCCAGUACAAAAACGUUUAUUUUAUAAUAUAUUUCACAUUGUCGCCGCGGCGUACUUAAUAUACUAGGAAAUGGUCAUGGAGGCUCCACCGUCUCCCCAAUGUGUUGGUCGAGAAUUUGUUCGACAGUAUUAUACACUGUUGAACAAAGCUCCAACUCAUUUACAUCGAUUUUACAAUAAUAAUUCAUCGUUUGUACACGGUGGAUUGGAUGCACCCAAUCGUGAAACAAGUCCAAUGAUCGGGCAAAAGCAGAUUCACCAAAAGAUUCAACAAUUGAAUUUCCAAGAUUGUCAUGCGAAAAUAACGCAAGUUGAUUCGCAAGCUACUUUGGGUAAUGGUGUUGUUGUUCAAGUAACUGGUGAAUUGAGUAAUGCUGGACAACCGAUGAGACGAUUUACUCAGACAUUUGUAUUAGCUGCCCAGUCGCCAAAAAAGUAUUACGUUCAUAACGACAUAUUUCGUUAUCAGGACGAAAUUUUUACGGAUGAGGAAUGCGAUCAAGAAUCUGGUCGAUCUGAAGCUGAUGAUGAUUUAGUUCAAGAACCAUCAGUUCAAGAUAUUCCACAACCAAUAUCGCAACAACAAAUGGCAUAUUUUGCAAACAACGCUGUACCUCCAAACACUCCAAUGACUGCUCAACCACCAACUGUUGUACCACCAACCAUGACUGUGCCGCCUCAUCAUCCAGGUGCUGCUCAAUUAACACCACAAGUGAUAACAGCAGCGGCAACUGGUGCUCAAUCAGUGGUACAAGUAAAUGGUAGUGUUCAUCCUGAUGAUGUCAUACUACCAUCAGUACCCAGUGUUCCACCAGCAGCCGCAGCAGCUGUUACUCUUCAAUCGUCGACCAAUGUUGUAAAUGUGGCACCAACAACAUUACAAAACAUACAGAGUGGUCAACAACAAAAUGUACAGCAAGCGAAUCAAUUACCAAUUGUACCACCCAACGUUGGAAUGGUAUCUCAAUUGAAUAAUCAACAACAGACAGAUGAUGUUAUAACACAUUCAACGUCACAGCAUCAUGUUGAAACUUCACAUCAUGAUUUAAUUGUUGAAAAUAAUAUUGAACAAAAUGAGCAAAAAUCACCUGAACCGGAACCUGCGGAUGAAUCAUUAAAUCACGAUCCAGCACCAAUCUCAAAUGAACCGAAAACUUAUGCCACUUUAUUAAAAUCUGGUGGUACAGGUGGAGGUCAAGUAUCAUUUGCAUCAGCGGCUAUGUCAACUAGCCCCAAUCAACCGAUAUCCAAACCAAUCUCGUCACCGCCACCAUCAUUAAAUCGAGGAGAUGGUCGUGAACACACUCCAUUAUCAUCAAGUGGUUUUAAUUCAAAUUCCUCAGGACCAUUAGGACAGCGUAGUGCAGGGCCAAAUAGAUCUAACAGGUCUUCUGGUGGCCCACCAGGAGCGGUUCGUGGACCUAUACGACAAGAUUCUCGUCAAGGUCCAGGGCGAAAUAGUUUCAAUGACGACAGCAAUGACGACCGGAGAAGAAGUACGGGUGGUCCUGGUUCACAAUAUGGAGACAGUCAUCAGUUGUUUUUAGGUAAUUUACCUCAUUCAGCAACUGAAGAUGAUUUGCGUGAUAUCUUUAGUAAGUUUGGAAGUAUUGUUGAUUUACGGAUCCAUAGUAAACCAACUGGUAAAGGUAUGCCUGGUACACGAGUUCCAAAUUACGGGUUUAUCACAUAUGAAGAUCAACAAUCCGUACAAAAUUGUUUAAAUGCCCGGCCAUUAUAUUUCCCUCCAUCAUCGGAAAACAGACAGAAAUUAAAUGUAGAAGAGAAGAAAGUACGAUCAAAAGCAAUGGAUGGUGGUAGAAUUGGCGGAAAUAAUCAACAAGAAAACAACAUGGGUGGUGGCAGACCUGGAAAUGGACCAGGUGGUGGACCUAGAAACAAUGGUGGAGGUGGUGGUCCAGGUGGCAACUUAAUGCGAUCACGUGGUGGUCGACCCGGUGGUGGAUUUAAUAGAUCCGAAGGAGGUGGCAGCGGUGGAGGUGGUGGUCCAGUAAAUAGGGGAAAUAAUAAUUUUAAUCGUCGCUAACAACCCCAUCUACUGAGUCACAAACCAACAUCAAAUUUCAUGAAAUCACAGCAGCUUUACAGAUUUGUCGUCAACACAACUCUUCUGUUCACUGUUUAUGAUAAAUACAGGGUGGGGGGUUUACACACCACCAAAAAAUCUAGCAACGUUAAUUAUUACACGUAACUACUAAAAUGCCCUGUGAUUGGUUUUCUCAUAUAAUUUGAACUAAUUAUAAAAACAAGUAAUAAAAUAAGUUGAGCUAAUUUAUAUAAAAAACAAAAUAAGUAAAAAAAAACUCUCGUUUGUAAUUAAAAGUAAAAUAAGAGUACCUUCUAUAUAGUGAUGAUGAGAAAUAGAACGAAUAAGACGAGGAUUAAUAAAAAAAAAAAUACAAGAAAAAAUUGUGAACAGAAACACUACAGUUUUUAAAAAUAACAAAACAAAAAAGAAAAUAAUUAUUAAAUAUAAGGACACGAUGAUCUUAAUUUUUUGUGUUAUUCCCUUUGUUCGUUCGUUAUUAUAGUUCGUUGUCGUUAAUCAUCGUCGCGAGUGACACUGAUGCCGCUAAAAAUAAUAAUCUAUGGAUUAAAAAAACGAAGGCGCAUGAUUUUAUUAUCAAAAUGGUGUUUAUGGACAAUCUUAUGUGUUGUACAGGUUUUUCUACAUGUCCGAUGAUCAUCAAACCAACAGACACAGCCACAGCAGACUGACUGAUCCAAUUAAAAAUCAAUCAGUUUGUUUUUGCUGUUUUAUACUUUAGUGCCAAGUUUUUAAUUUAAAAGAGAUUUAAAAUAAUUUAAAAAAUAUUUAAAAGAAAAAUUUAAAUAAACUGUCAAAACGUGAGUGGUUUGGAGUAUAACAAAUAUGGCUGGCUGGCUAGCUAACUAACUGCAAAACUACCGUACCAUGUGGUACAUCAUUUUACCUAAUACAUUUUUAAGUACACUCUUGUUUGUGAUUUAAUUUUUUUUAAUGAUCUCAAUCUAUUUUAGCUUAGCACACACACAUCAUGUCAUUUUCAGUUCAAAAAAACCAACACAAAAAUAACUAAUAAAUAUACAUAUAUACAUA
Molecule: messenger RNA, 3319 nt
Organism: Chrysoperla carnea
Lineage: Eukaryota; Metazoa; Arthropoda; Insecta; Neuroptera; Chrysopidae
Gene: rin
Product: ras GTPase-activating protein-binding protein 2
Exons: 7
Coding region: 290-2266 (658 amino acids)
Cellular component (GO): ribonucleoprotein complex; cytosol
Molecular function (GO): mRNA binding
Source: RefSeq, a predicted model, not a curated record